UCGUUGCAAGAGCUGAGAGAAGUACCGUCGUCGGCUGACUGACUUGCUGCCCAACUCCCCCGCAAUGGCGCCUCGCAAGGUCAUCCCAAUCAAUGAGGAUUGGCAGUUUGGAAGAACAGAUGUUGAGGAACCUUCAUUUCUGCCCGUUUCCCAAUUCCCUACAAACGUCCAUCUCGAUCUCUUGCACCACAACCUCAUUCCUGAUCCCUUUGUUGGAAAGAAUGAAUUGGAUGUGCAAUGGGUGGGGGAGGUGAGGGCUUGGCAGUACCGCACCUCGUUCAAGACUCCCAAGAUCGGCAGCCAUGAAAAGGCUAUUCUCGCCUUUGACGGCCUGGAUACCUUUGCUCAGGUGCUUCUGAAUGACAAGAAGAUUCUCGAAACAGACAACAUGUUUAUCCCUGAGCGGGUGGAUGUCACUGCGCUUCUCAACGAGACAGACAACCAACUCGUCAUCACAUUUGACAGUGCGUAUCUGAGAGGAUGGGAGCGAGUUGAAAAGAACCCUAGUCACAAAUGGGGCACCUGGAACGGAGACCACUCCAGACUGGGAGUUCGAAAAGCGCAAUAUCACUGGGGCUGGGAUUGGGGUCCAACGCUGCUGACUUGUGGGCCCUGGAAGCCCAUCAACCUCGAGAUCUACGAGUCCCGCCUGGCUGAUUUAUACGCAACCGUCACUGUGGAUGACUCUCUUGCUAGCGCCAAAGUUGUGCUUCAUGCAGCGACCGAGGGGAAGGCGUCCAAGGUGCGGUUCAACCUCUCACUGAACGACACCGUUCUGAGCGAUACUGUGGAUGUCACAAAAGAUGGAAACGCAGAGGCUACCUUCAACAUUAGCAACCCAGAGCUGUGGUAUCCCGUUAGAUAUGGAAAGCAGCCGUUGUAUAAAGCUACGGCGACACUGCUGGAUGGUGAUGAUGAAUUGGAUGUUGCAUCGAAGAGAAUAGGCAUCCGAAAGGUAGAGCUUGUUCAGAAGCCCCUCAAAGACCAACCAGGAACGUCCUUCUUUUUCAAGGUGAACAAUACUCCGAUAUUCUGCGGAGGCAGUUGCUGGAUUCCAGCCGACAAUUUCACUCCUCGAAUCACCAAAGAGAAAUAUCAGAACUGGGUCAAGCUCAUGGUUGAAGGCAAUCAAUCCAUGCUGCGCAUCUGGGGCGGUGGUAUUUAUGAGGAUGAGAAUCUCCUUGAUGCAUGUGACGAACAAGGAAUCCUGGUCUGGGUUGACUUCCUGUUUGCCUGCGGAAACUAUCCUUGCGACCCAGAGAUGUUGCAAUCUAUCGAAAGAGAAGCAAGAGAGAACGUCAAGAUCAUGCGACACCAUCCUAGUAUUGUCAUUUAUGCCGGCAACAACGAAGAUUACCAGUUUCAAGAGAGCGAGGGGCUCACCUACAAAGUCGACGACAAGGAUCCUCAAAGCUGGCUCAAGUCAGAUUUCCCGGCCCGCUACAUCUACGAGCACCUUCUCUCGCAAGUGUGCCAGGACCUGGUGCCCGAGACGUUCUACCACUAUGGAAGUCCUUGGGGAGGCAAGACGUCGUCUGAUCCAACUGUAGGAGACAUUCACCAAUGGAAUGUAUGGCAUGGCACUCAAGCAAGGUAUCAAGAUUUCGACAAGCUGGGAGGAAGAUUUGUCUCUGAAUUUGGCAUGGAGGCUUUCCCAUCUAUUCGAACCAUUGAUGCUCUCUUGCCCCAAGGUAAAGACGACCCAGAUCGACACCCGCAGUCAGAUAUUGUGGACUUCCACAACAAGGCAGAUGGUCAUGAGCGGCGCAUUGCUCUUUAUCUCGCAGAGAACAUCACAUUCACAACGAGCCCACUGGAGCAGUAUGUCUACUCUACCCAGCUUAUCCAGGCAGAGUGCUUGUCUUCUGCAUUCCGACUCUGGCGUCGUGAGUGGAAGGGCCCUGGACGGGAAUACACCAGCGGAGCUCUCUUGUGGCAGCUGAAUGACUGCUGGCCCGUGACUUCGUGGGCCAUCUGUGACUACUACCUGCGACCAAAGCUGGCCUACUAUACCGUGAAGAGAGAGCUCAAUCCCAUCACGGUCGGAAUCAAGCGAGUUGAGCACCGUCACCCCAAAAACAAGUACACAAGAGUCGAAAUCGCCGUCAACACUAAGCUUGAGAUUUGGGCUUCCAACUUUACGCUCGAUGAUGUCAAGGUCGACUGCGUCGUCAAGGCAUGGGACGCGGAGACGGCUGAGGAAGUCUUUAGUGAGACUAUCGCAUCGUCACAACAGUUGCCCGGCAAUCAAGCCACUGAGUUGACGGUCAUCGAUGUUCCCGUUAAGACUCCUAACGCUGGGCUCGAGGGUCGCACUGUUGUUGCGGCAUACCUGUACCAGGAUGGCAAGCUGCUUGCUCGAUACGUCGACUGGCCACAGCCACUUAAGCAUGUGCACUUACAGCAGCCUCAGAACUUGGUGGCGAAGCUCUCCGAAGAUGGUGCUUCAAUCACACUAAGUUCAGACAAACCAGUCAAGGGCGUCGCUCUGGAGUCUGAAGAUGAAACGGUCAAGUUUGACGACAACCUGAUUGACCUCGUUCCAGGGGAGGAGGUUACUGUGCGUGUGACAGGCGCUUCGAAGAGCACUGUGAUUUCGACAAGGUACCUAGGAAUGCGCAACUAGACUAUUGCUCCUAGUUUUUCGUAUCAUAGCUUAAUCAAUGUACAUGUAUUG
Trichoderma virens Gv29-8 is the source of this 2677-nucleotide messenger RNA. RefSeq names its product glycoside hydrolase family 2 protein. Gene Ontology annotation, biological process: glycoprotein catabolic process; carbohydrate metabolic process. The transcript has a single exon. Gene Ontology annotation, molecular function: beta-mannosidase activity. Bases 65 to 2626 code for a protein of 853 amino acids. Lineage: Eukaryota; Fungi; Ascomycota; Sordariomycetes; Hypocreales; Hypocreaceae. The record is from RefSeq and is a predicted model, not a curated record.